This is a messenger RNA of Plasmodium knowlesi strain H, 4392 nucleotides long. Its product is annotated as phosphatidylinositol-4-phosphate 5-kinase, putative. NCBI's taxonomy places the organism in Eukaryota, Apicomplexa, Aconoidasida, Haemosporida, Plasmodiidae. The coding region runs from base 1 to 4392 and encodes 1463 amino acids. Gene Ontology annotation, molecular function: phosphatidylinositol kinase activity; calcium ion binding. The record is from RefSeq and is a predicted model, not a curated record. The transcript has 7 exons. Gene Ontology annotation, biological process: phosphatidylinositol metabolic process.
AUGUGCACGAGCGCACAUGUGCGCAAUGCGUUACACUGGAACUUGAAGAAGGAAAUAAAAGAAACCACUCACUUGACCGAUGAAGAAAUAGCAGUGAUCCACAAACGGUUUAACUCUAUUAGCAACAAGGGUAGGUUGGACUACAGAAAUUUUGAAAAGAGUUUAGGUAUCCUAGGUACGAUAAAGAAUGCUUAUUUAUACAGUUCUAUUUUUAAGGCGUUCGACAGGAAUGAUGAUGGGUACCUGGAUUUUUAUGAAUUCUGUGUUGCCAUCAACACGAUGUUGAAGGGGAGUAAACGGGAGAAGGUGAAACUGUCAUACCGUAUUGUGCACGCGGGGGGCAGGGCAUCACAACAUGAUGAUAAGAAGGCGGAUGGUCAAGCGGGUGAUGAAGCUGAUGAGGAGGAAGCGGAGCGAUCAGUCGGCCAAUCUGCCGGCCAAUCUGCCGGUCAAUCUGCCGACCGAUCGGGCGAUCCAUCAUCCAGCCGAACCGCCAGUCGAACCGCGGAGCAGGCCGCCCCAGUAAUAAGAGAUUAUUCAGACUACAUCUCGUAUGAGCAAUUCAAGGAAAUCGUCCUCAGCAUAAACGACAUCAAGAAACAACUUUUGGGAACGGAGGAAAAAAUAUUAGUUAGUCAAAUAAGCUACACGUUCAAGUCACUAAGUAUGUUGUGUGACGAUGGUAAAUACCGUAUGAACCUCAAGUGCUACCGCAAAGCAGUGAAGUGCAACGAAUUUUUGAAGCUCCUUGGCAUCCACAACAAAGUGGCAGAUGCUUUCAUAAGUAGCGAAAUUGAGAAAAAGAAAAAUAUAAUAUCUGGAAGGGGUCGAGUAGGCAAGAACAAUGUCUUCGGUGGAGAUUUUUCUCGGAGAAUGGGUUCUAACCAUAGAGUGAAGUCCUUCUCCGUCUCGACCAAUACACGUCUUUCCGUCGGUAAGGGCUCCGCGUCGUCGCUCUUCACACGAGGUAGGAAAAAGAGAAGCAAUGUCGAGGGGGGGAACACUGGAGGGUAUAGGGGCGGUGUUGAUGAUCCGAAGGAUGUUCGGCAUCUGCACCAGGGGAAUCGCGCGAAGAGGAACUGGUUGGGGAAGUGUCCCGUCGGCCCCCGACUCAGCGACAACAACAAUGGUUGCGAUCCUUUAGAGAGCAUCAUCAUUCAGUCAAACAUCGCAGAAGAAAGAGAAGAAUCGGUAGCAAAACGCGACAACCUAUUCCCGUUGACCGACCCCAAAUCAGGAAAAGAGUUAAGUGGAAAAAAUAAUUAUUUGAAUGUACCCCGUAGUGGUGAUGGGUCUAGAAGGAGUCGAUCUUGUGUCACCUCUGGGGUUGAACCAACAGGAGGUACAGAAGAAGAGGAGGAAUAUCUAAAAAAGGGGAGGAAUAACAACCGUAAUAGGGAGAAUAAUCGAAAUGGACUAAUCAGGGGAGAUGCACAGAAGGUGAAUAUUUCAAAUGAAUCACCCAUGAUGGUGACCGAGAGGAACGACACUGCGAAGCGUGGCAUAGAAUGUUCCUCCAGAAAAAUCAGUUGUAAUGAGCGAAACAAUUCGUAUCUUCAGUCGUGUCAAUCUUCCAGUUUUUACAACAGUGUGAUGAUGGUAGAGGGUGAAAGGGGGGAUGGAAGCCUGGGAAAUUAUGAUCAGUCGGAGAGCAGUUCGCACAUCUGGAACGACCAAUCAGAUGUGGAAGUGGUUAGUCUAUGCAAAGGGUGUCCCGUGGACAGGAGAAAGCGAACUGGGUCGUUGGACGUUGCAGGGGGGGGGAUGUCGAGCGGAACGAGUUCUCCCUCCAGUUGGAUGGCAGUGAGUGGCACCGCCAGGGGGCGGGUUGGGAAAUCCCCUCCCGUUAACAACACCCCUUACAAAUGCACAGUGACACAGAAUCGGGGUAGCGACGGUGCCAUCCAUGAGGACCGUGACAGAGAGAAAGAUGGAGUGGAGAAGGAUUCCGCAGGGCAAAUGCACAAUGGCACAAAGAAACACGAGUGCGAAAUAUUGAAGGCCAUCUUAAGGUUUGAGAAAAAGAAGGAAAACAAAACGUACGUGGAGGAGUACAACGAAUAUGUGAAGGGGUAUGGGAAGUUUGCGGAAGAGCAAGAAGAAGGAUACUUGCUCGAAGUGGACACAUAUUCGGAUGGGAAGGAUGAACUUGAGAAGGAGGUGGAAGAUGGCGGUAGUGCAUAUGGAGACAUUGAAGGAGAGAACAGUGCAGGUAGUGCAAAGGGAAAUCACGCAGAGGGAGAAAUGAAUGUAGAAAGUAGAUGUGUCGAUAACUUUGCCGAAAAACAUGAUAGGGGUAUCAGUGAAAGGAAUAACAUACAAGAGGAUGCAGAGAUAGCUGUUGCCACGGCAAAAAUGACAGAAGUAGAUGCAGCCGAAGGAGUAGAUAAUGCAAAGUAUCUUUGUCGAAAGUACUUUGAGUAUAAGGAAUUUUUAGAACAUUCUAGAUGUCCCAUCUCACAUAGCCACAAUGGUCUGAUGAUGAGUAGCAAUGAUUCUUGUGUGGUUAAGUCUGUCUGUUGUGAAGAUCCCAUAUAUGGGAACCGGGUUAAGGAAGGAAAGUGGGAUACAAGAGAUGAGAAUAAAUCGAGGAUUCUGCUAGAAUUCAGUAGUGAUGUGAUAAGGAAGAAAUUUUAUAUCCCCACAAGCAAUUGCCACUACGUUAUGGUAAAUGAAAAUUUAACAAAGGAGCAGGUGCUCUAUCAUUUAGGUAACAUAGUGGUGGCCACUGAAGAUUAUCUUCGGAAGGAGCGUCAUGGGGGUGGUGACUACAACCGUAUCUUCUUCUUUUUCUUCCAUGUGUUUAAGUAUCAUUUAGGGGGGGAUACAAAAGAGGGGUGCACUUUAGAGAGUGGUCUGGCAAAUCAAGCAGAUGGAUGUGGUAAUAAUACUGCGAUGCCAGAUGCAUGUGCCUCCUCUGUGCAUAGGGACGAGCCGAGCAAUGAGUCUCAAAUGAGUACGAAAAAUUUGAGAGCUAAUAUAUAUUACAACCUUUUGCUGAUGACGCAGAUAGUAAAGUACUUCCUGCACACGAUAACCAUUUCACACAAGUGUUCCUCUUCGUACGACUCUAUUGAAGAGGGUAGCCGUGUAGGUGGAAUGAACGAAGUGAGUGUUCUCUUAAGUCACGCUAGCCAUAUCCUUGCAACCUACUCCAAAGGACCAAACAGAAAUAGGAAGAUAUAUAUUAAUAAGUCUAAUUAUUAUCAUAAGCUAACCAGGAGAGGAAAAUUAUCCGUUUCUUUGAGGCAGAAGAAGAAGAAAAGAAAUUUGCAGAAGAUUUUGGCUGUGUACUUUGGACACGAGAGAUGGGAUCUAGUGAUGAAUAUGAUGAUAGGAAUUCGCUUGUCAGCCAUUAAAGUUUACAACACCAGUAAUAUUAUAGACUUAUUUAAGCACAGAGACGUUCUUGAGUUACCUACAUCUAAUGCCCAACAUAGAGUAGUAUUUAUAAACUACGCCCCGGUGAUUUUUAAACAGAUCCGGAAUUUGUAUGGAAUUAGAUCGAAGGAAUAUAUUUCUUCUGUUGGACCGGAGCAGGUGAUAAGUAAUAUGGUUUUGGGAAAUCUGUCUACGUUGAGUGAGUUACUCUCUGAGGGGAAGAGCGGUUCGCUUUUUUAUUUCACCAGUAACGGCAAGUACAUCAUCAAGACGGUCUGCAAAAACAUACACAAAUUGUCCAGAGCCCUUUUGCCAAAGUAUUACGAACACAUCAGGAGUAAUCCGGACUCUUUGCUUACCCGGCUCUAUGGCAUCCACUGCAUAAAAUAUAAAAACGGAUCUGGAAGAAGCUCGAAGAAAAUAUACUUCAUCGUGAUGAACAACUUUUUCUCCUCCGCGGUGGAAAUUCAUAGGAGAUACGACAUCAAGGGAAGUCUCGUAGGGCGCACAGUGCCCCCGGCCAAGAGAGAAGACCACACCAUCGCUCUCAAGGACGUAGACAUUGAUGAACUAGGAGACAGAAUCAAUGUUGGAGAAAAAAACAAAAAAAGGUUACUCAAAGUCAUAAAGGCAGAUGCAGAUUUUUUAAAAGAAAAUUACCUCCUGGAUUAUUCCCUCCUUUUUGGAAUCCAUUACAAAGACUUGUCUCGUGACUUGGUGAGCUGGAAUGCCAGUCGCACCAAUGAGGUUCGCCAUGUAUUUGAUAAGGAGGGAAAAUGCAUUGCUGCCCGGCCCUUCCAUCAGUGCGACCACGGAGGCAUGAUCAGCAUCGACAAGAAUAAAAUAUUCUUCUUUGGGAUUAUCGACAUUUUUACCAAGUGGACGCUAAAGAAAAAAUUUGAACACACCCUGCGAACAAUACAAAAAUUUGACCGCCAGAACAUUUCCUGUAUCCACCCCAAGGCUUAUGCAGAACGAUUCGCAUCCUUUAUUGAGAAGCAUAUGGAAUAG